AUGCACUCGUAAUCUGCGAAGAAACUCACAAAAUAACGUAAACAAAAAAAACAAGGCAUAGCAGUGUUAUAAACUGAAAUUUAAUUUAACAAUGAAUGAAAUAAACGCAAGUGUGCCGGAGCCAAAAAAAGUAGGCGUUUGGGCUGAAGGCACUCACAUCGAAGCGAAAGAGUUUGUUAUACCCAAGAAGUCACCAGAUUCUAGUGAUGACAUACCAACUAUACCAGACCUGGAUGACUUGCAAGAUAUCUUGGAGAAAGAAAUAACUACGCCCCCAGUCUCCGAUCAAAAAGACACAGAAACCGUGAACACUCUUUCGGAAGUUGGAGGUGGAAUAUCAGGAGCUGCUGGUAGCAUUGAAGCUGUAUUAGAAGUACUAAACUCAUACAUACCUCAAGAAGAGAUGGAUUCUGCUGAUACUGUAUGGACUGUGGACUCUUUGCUGCAGGAACUGGCUGAAGAAAGUCAGGAAUAGGAUUGAUUUGAGAUACUGGGAGUACAGAAACAAUUUUGGA
Messenger RNA from Spodoptera exigua (beet armyworm), 515 nucleotides. NCBI's taxonomy places the organism in Eukaryota, Metazoa, Arthropoda, Insecta, Lepidoptera, Noctuidae. The record is from the annotation of a GenBank genome assembly.